Messenger RNA from Medicago truncatula (barrel medic), 1378 nucleotides. RefSeq names its product probable tetraacyldisaccharide 4'-kinase, mitochondrial. Gene Ontology annotation, biological process: lipid A biosynthetic process. Lineage: Eukaryota; Viridiplantae; Streptophyta; Magnoliopsida; Fabales; Fabaceae. Bases 48 to 1250 code for a protein of 400 amino acids. The record is from RefSeq and is a predicted model, not a curated record. Gene Ontology annotation, molecular function: lipid-A 4'-kinase activity; ATP binding. The transcript has 7 exons.
UACAACAAGGAGUUCUCUGUUACAAACCAAAAAAAAUGGUAUAAUCAAUGGAGAGAUUAAGAAAACUAGUAAACGAAAUAGCAUACACCAACAAUCCCACUAAACUCUCACCACUUCACAUCUCUCUUCUCCCUUUUCUUUCAAUUUCUUCAUCUUUCUACAAACUUGCUCUCUCACUUCGUUACUAUCUUUACAAACACAACAUCUUCUUCCAUUUUCAAAUCCACCGUUUACCAGUUCCUGUUAUCAGUGUUGGAAAUUUGACAUGGGGUGGUAAUGGUAAAACACCCAUGGUUGAGUUCAUCGCUCGAUACUUUUCUUGUUCCGGAAUUUCACCUCUUCUUCUUUCUAGGGGUUAUGGUGGUGGUGAUGAAGUUAACAUGCUUCAGAGGCAUUUACUUGGAACACCAACUAAGUUUGGUGUUGGCGCAAAUCGAGCUGCUGUUGCAAGUAGUUUGAUCCAAAAAUAUGGCUACAUUGAUAUUCGCAACAGUUCAUUGUAUGAGAAGCAAAACCAUGAUCAGAAGGCCCAGAAUUAUCUUGACUCAGAAAAAAUUGGGGUUGUAGUUCUUGAUGAUGCAAUGCAGCAUUGGAGUUUAUGGCGAGAUUUGGAUAUUGUGAUGGUCAACGGAUUAACUCUUUGGGGUAACGGUAAACUACUGCCACUUGGACCUUUAAGAGAGCCUUUGACUGCACUCAGACGAGCAGAUGUAGUUGUAAUCCAUCAUGCCGACUUGGUUUCUGAUCAUGUUGUCGAGGAUAUUGAGUCAAUGGUCCAGAAAAUUAAAAAGUCUGUUCCUAUUUUCUUCACAAAAAUGGAUCCAACUUACUUAUUUGAGUUGGGAAACAUCAAUUCUAAAAUACCAUUGACGGCUCUUCACGAAGCUGCUAUUUUAUGUGUUUCUGCUAUUGGUUCUGCAGAUCCUUUUGUGAAGCGGAUUCAAGAGAUGGGAGUGCUUUAUGUUGAUCGAAUAGAUUUCAGUGAUCAUCACAUAUUCCAUUCCAAGGACAUUAGUAUGAUCAGAGCCAAACUUAAAGAACUUGAGAGAAAGUUUGGUUCCAAACCAUCUGUUGUAAUAACUGAAAAGGAUUAUGAUAGGGACCCUGAGAUUCUUAAGCAACUUUAUCCAUUUAAAACCUUUGUUCUGUGUUCCACAUUGAAGGUUUUGCCAUAUAAAGGAAACAAUGAAGAUAGCUUUAAGAAAUUUCUAAAGGACCAAUUGAAAUUAAAAUUUUCUGCAGCAGAUUAAUCUUAACUUCUUGUAAUGUUUGAAUCGACGGUGAGUUUGUCAUAAUUAUGGUGUACUAUUGUGAUUUUAGUAAAAACUACAUUUCGUAUCUUCGAUAAAAACACAGUGCCACCGUAAUUUCUUAAAAA